GGACUGCACUCCUCUCCUCCUUACCCUGCCAACAAGACUUCAAACGAGACUGAAUACCGUUCCAGAUGGACAAUCAAAAUGGCACUGCUCUGGAUAAGGACAGCAAGAACAAGGUGACUCCCACACGAACUAAGAUAUAUGACUGGCGUAUCCUCUAUCCGCUGAACAUGAUCAAUCACAUUUUCAAGUUAUUCUAUAUGACUGUGCAGCUACUUAUCGUAUCAAUUUUUAAGCCUAGAGCUCCGAAAACGGAUGGACCGCUCAAGCGACCCUACGGUCGGAUCGCUGUCAUCGGUGCCGGGCUAACAGGCAUUUCGACAGCUGCUCAUGCUAUCUCUCAUAAUUUUGAAGUUGAGAUCUUCGAAAAGAACGAUGCCGUGGGAGGUAUCUGGGCACACGUGAAUCGAACGAGCGGUUUGCAGCUCAAUAGUCUUUUGUAUCGCUUCCACCCGGGAGUCCUCUGGACGUCUACAUUCCCCAAACGGGAUGAGAUUCUGAAUGAGUGCCGAAGACUUUGGCGGGAAUAUAAGCUCGAGAGUCGCACUAGGCUGAAUACGACAGUGACUUCAGUGACACGGGCCGAUAGCUCUACCGACCCAGCGGAGGGCGGACAUGGACGAUGGAUGGUGAAUGGAGAAGGACCGUUCGAUGCGGUUGUGGUCACCAUCGGCACCUGCGGUGACAAGAAGGAUGCAUCGCUCAAAGGGCUGGAGGAUUACAACGGACUUGUUGUCCAUUCCAGUGAACUUGACGACGUGGAUCUGAAAGACAAGAGAGUGGUUGUUGUCGGAAGCGGCGCGAGUGGUGUCGAAGCUGUUCAAUUAGCUUGUGAGAAGAAGUCUGGCCCAGUGACGAUCAUUGCUCGGCACGACAAAUGGAUCAUCCCAAGGAACAUAUUCUUCGAUACUGCGCUUUCACUCCAGCCUUUCGGCCGCGAAAUUCCACUAAGCUGGAUACCCGAGGAUAUCCUUCGAAUCUUCCAUUACGGCAGAGAAAGCUGGGUUUCUCCCGCUCAGCUGGGCUUGUUCGAAGGGACACCAAUCGUGAAUGACGAGUUUCUUACAGAGAUCCACGAGAACAAAUGCAAGUAUGUACGCGGGGACGUGCUGAAAGCUACGUCGACGGGCGUGAAAGUCAAUGUGCGUGGCCGAUCCUCAUCCCCGAAUGACGCCGGAUCGGAAGAGCACUUCGACGCGGAUGUCAUCGUAAUGGCAACCGGAUUUAAGAGACCAUCCGUCGAUUUCCUACCUGCAGAACUGUUUCCAGAAAGAUACCAUCGACCGAACCUCUAUCUGCAGAACUUCUCCGUCGAGGACUGGUCCAUCUUGCUCACGAAUACCGCCUAUAUCAAUGCUAUCGGAACCGUUGGUCAUUUUCAUAUUGGCAUAUAUCUCCGGGUUCUGCUUUGUCUCCUGCUCGACCCUGCUGCCCGACCAUUUCCGGAGGAUAUGAAACUAUGGGUAGACCUGCUCAGGUGGCUGAAGCGCGACUCAGCUGGAGGAGCGCUAUCCUUCUUCACGUACAUGGAACUCACGUUGUGGUUGAUCAGUUUCCAUUUCUUCCGACCCGAGAGGCUGAAUUGGUAA
Dacryopinax primogenitus is the source of this 1586-nucleotide messenger RNA. Its product is annotated as FAD/NADP-binding domain-containing protein. NCBI's taxonomy places the organism in Eukaryota, Fungi, Basidiomycota, Dacrymycetes, Dacrymycetales, Dacrymycetaceae. The coding region runs from base 66 to 1586 and encodes 506 amino acids. Gene Ontology annotation, molecular function: N,N-dimethylaniline monooxygenase activity; NADP binding; flavin adenine dinucleotide binding. The record is from RefSeq and is a predicted model, not a curated record. The transcript is spliced from 12 exons.